AUGGAUGCCAGUAUCCAGCGGGCCCUCAACGACAAGCUCUAUGACAAGCGCAAGGUUGGCGCCCUCGAUCUUGAGCGCGUCAUUCGCGAACUCGUCAGCACAAAGGACUACCAGCGUGUCCACGACAUCCUCGAGCAGCUCUGCAAUGAGUAUGCCUACGCCGUCCACCAGCCCCAUGCUAGAAAUGGUGGCUUGAUCGGCUUGGCUGCCGCUGCUAUCGCCCUCGGCUCUGAGCUGCCUCGCUACCUUGCCAAGAUUGUUCCUCCCGUCCUAGCUUGCUUCACAGACCAAGAUGCCAGAGUCAGGUAUUACGCGUGCGAGGCCAUGUACAACAUCGCCAAGGUCGCCAAGGGUGAGAUUCUCGUAUAUUUUAACAGCAUAUUCGACCAACUUUGCAAGCUUGGUGCGGACUCGGAGCUCUCGGUCAAGAACGGCGCGGAACUUUUAGAUCGCCUUGUCAAGGAUAUAGUAUCCGAAUCCGCCGCCUCUUAUGUCUCUAUCCUUGAAGCCCCUCCUGAGUUCGAGGGUGAUGAUAAGGUCUCGUUGGAUGACCAUUCCCACUUGCCUACCGCCUUCUCUCUACCUCGGUUUAUCCCCCUCCUCAAGGAACGAAUCUGGGUCAUCAAUCCCUUCACCCGCCAAUUCCUCGUCGGCUGGAUCACCCUUCUCGAUUCCAUUCCGGACCUUGAGCUUAUUACCUACCUACCAAGGUUCCUCGACGGCCUUCUAAAAUUCUUAUCCGACCAGAAUCCUGAUGUGAGAGCUGCCACACAAAACUGCCUGGAUAAGUUCCUCAACGAGAUCAAGCGCAUCUCCCGCAUAAAGAAGGGCAUUCUCGAGAGUCGGAGGUCCAAGGAAGGCGCCAAGCGGAAACGACAGGACUCGAUGGACAGCGACUCCUUGAACCCAGAACUUGAGGAAGGGGACGAGCUGGAUUCCGAUGCGGCAAAUCGUGAUGACGAGGAUAGCAGUGAGGAGGACUGGAUUCCCGGCCAGGAUGUUGAGAUCAACUAUAAGGAAAUCCUUGAGAUUUUGACGGCUACGUUAGACUCUCCACUGGAGGAGGACUGUCUGCUAGAAUCGCUGAGGUGGAUCGUUGAGUUCCUCGACAUUUGCCCAGAAGAGGUGUUGCCCUUCACCCCCAAGAUCCUGGCCCAUAUGCUCCCAGCCAUGGCCAGUACUAAGGAGACCAUCCACCAAGCAGCGACCCGUGUCAACACUUGCUUGAUGGAUUAUGUCGUAUCUCUCUCAGACGAUUCUGAACUGGGCCAACCUCACACUGCCCAGGCACACCCCUACUCAACAUCUCGACUCCCUAUUCCAGGAGACAAGUACGAUGGCACGAAUAGCAACCGAGUCUCGUUGUCGAGUUCCAGAGACCUCGACAUUCGCAGUCCGACUCCGGCCCAGAAUCGUUCAAUCUCAACACCCGCAAACAUCCCCACCACCCAGACACAGGCCGAUCUCGACUACGCUGCUGCUGUCAACUCACUCACCCUGCUAUUCCUGAACGACCAUGAAGCCACUCGCGUUGCCGCCCUGACAUGGCUUAUCAUGCUGCACAGAAAAGCCCCCAGGAAGGUGCUUGCAUUCAAUGACGGCACCUUCCCCGCCCUCCUCAAGACGCUAUCUGAUAACUCGGACGCCGUUGUUACCAAGGAUCUGCAGCUUCUGUCGCAGAUAUCCCGGAAUUCAGAGGAUGACUAUUUUGCCAACUUCAUGGUGAACCUCCUCCAGUUAUUCUCAACGGACCGCAAGUUGCUCGAGACACGAGGCAACCUCAUUAUUCGACAACUUUGCCUCAGUCUAAGCCCCGAGAGGAUAUACAGGACUCUAGCGGAUUGCAUUGAGAAGGAAGAAGAUGUCGAGUUCGCGAGCAUCAUGGUUCAAAACCUCAACAACAACCUUAUCACCGCACCUCAGCUUGCGGAUGUUCGAAAAAGACUACGGAAUCUUGAGACCAAAGAUGGCCAAACACUGUUCGUGGCUCUGUUCAGGUCAUGGUGCUACAAUGCGGUCGCUACCUUCUCUCUAUGCCUGCUGGCACAGGCCUAUGAGCAAGCAUACAACCUGCUACAAAUCUUCGGUGAGCUGGACAUGACGGUGAACAUUCUGAUUCAGGUCGAUAAGCUUGUGCAGCUGAUCGAAUCCCCUGUUUUCACCUACCUACGUCUCCAAUUGUUGGAGCCUGAGAAGUUCCCGUUCCUGUACAAAUGCAUGUACGGCAUCUUGAUGCUGUUGCCGCAGUCAUCUGCAUUUGCCGCACUGAAAAACCGACUCAAUAGUGUUAGUUCUAUCGGCUAUCUACACGUGGCACCCAGAACUACUACAUCGACUACGAGUAGCUCUAACUACGAUAGACCGAAUCGACUCAAGGGCCGGGAAGAUGGAAAUAUCAGGUGGCAAGAGCUCCUGGAGAAGUUCCGAAGUGUCCAGGAGCGAGCCCGGCGAGCCCAGAGGCAAGGAUUAGACGGGGAAGACAUGCCCUUCAUUGGGAUGAGUGAAAUGCGGAUAGGAGAUGGAGCGAUGGAUCCCAAGGGCAAGGAAACGCGGACUCCAGCCACAACGACGCCGACGCCUCAGAAGGAUCCCACACCAGCACCACCAGUACCAGCCAAGAGGACUGGUCUUGGGAGGCAGUUUGGAAGGUUGGGCGGCGCGGUCGCGGGGAAGAAUCGGAGGAACUAG
Ilyonectria robusta is the source of this 2688-nucleotide messenger RNA. RefSeq names its product vacuolar protein 14 C-terminal Fig4p binding-domain-containing protein. The record is from RefSeq and is a predicted model, not a curated record. Gene Ontology annotation, cellular component: PAS complex; endosome membrane; fungal-type vacuole membrane. Gene Ontology annotation, biological process: positive regulation of kinase activity; phosphatidylinositol biosynthetic process. Bases 1 to 2688 code for a protein of 895 amino acids. The transcript has 9 exons. NCBI's taxonomy places the organism in Eukaryota, Fungi, Ascomycota, Sordariomycetes, Hypocreales, Nectriaceae.